CCGAAACAAAAGGAGGGGGCGAAGAAGAGGUCGAGCGCCGGACAUCGACUCGCUCCAUCUCGAAAUCAUACACAGCAGCAGCAGAAUGCAGGCGCUGCUACGCCCACCGGUUCGUUCCACCGCCGCCCAGCUGCUCCCGCUGGCCUCAUCCUCCUCGCCCCCGCUUCCGCCUCGUCGUACCGGAACCCUCGGCUUCACUACCCCUCUGUACCAUCGCCGCCCAGAUCUCUCAUCUGCUCCCUCCAAAACCCUAUCCCCUUCCCCUGCCCUCGCUUUCCCUGUCUUCCCAUCUCCUUUCCCCGAGCCUAAGCGCCGGAUCUUGGUAAAAGCGGCCUCGAGUUUCCCUUCCUCCGAUGAAGAAUCCGAGAGGGCAAAGCUCGCGCAGGUCUCCAAGAGAUUAGAGAACACCUCUAGAUACUUUAAGCGGUUGGGAAGUCUAGGAUUCUGGGGGCAGUUAGUGUGCACUGUUGUGGCUGCUGUUAUUUUAUCGUUCUCCACAGUUGUCACUGGGAAGAUCACCUCACCGGUUACAUUUUAUACGACUGCUGGUGGUAUUGCAGCUGCAUUUAUUUCUGUCUUCUGGUCAUUUGGUUACAUAAGACUAUCAGAUAGACUCCGGAGAACAGCUAAUGAACCUGCAAAGGCUCCUCCACGAGCUGACGUGGUAAAGACCUUAAAAAAUGGUAUAGUGUUAAAUCUUCUGGGUAUGGGUGCUGCAAUUCUGGGCAUGCAAGCAACCGUCGGUUUACUGGUUGCAAAGGCGCUUACUACCUCAGCGGUUCCUUACUACCAGGGGAUAUCCCCUGGUCAGAGUCCUGUGUUGGCCUUGGAUGUGUUCCUAGUGCAGGCUUCAGCCAACACUAUCCUUUCGCAUUUCUUGGGGCUUGUCUUCUCAUUGGAACUGCUGCGCGCGGUGACGCUGCCAAAUCUGGAAGCUGUUCCCAUACCCAAAGCUGCUUAGCUACUUAGCUAGUUUUCCAGCUCCGAAAUAACGUAGUUGCCCCUUUAAAUCAAGGUGCUGUUUGUUCACCUUGCUUGUGUGUUGAUUAAAUUGAUGGAUAGCUGCCUCUAUUACAUAUCUGCAGUCCCGAGUUUGUGCCA
Musa acuminata AAA Group (dessert banana) is the source of this 1101-nucleotide messenger RNA. Its product is annotated as protein TIC 21, chloroplastic. The coding region runs from base 86 to 961 and encodes 291 amino acids. The transcript has 4 exons. Lineage: Eukaryota; Viridiplantae; Streptophyta; Magnoliopsida; Zingiberales; Musaceae. The record is from RefSeq and is a predicted model, not a curated record.